Molecule: messenger RNA, 1162 nt
Organism: Phanerochaete carnosa HHB-10118-sp
Lineage: Eukaryota; Fungi; Basidiomycota; Agaricomycetes; Polyporales; Phanerochaetaceae
Exons: 5
Coding region: 106-1071 (321 amino acids)
Biological process (GO): tubulin complex assembly; post-chaperonin tubulin folding pathway
Cellular component (GO): cytoplasm
Molecular function (GO): tubulin binding
Source: RefSeq, a predicted model, not a curated record
UCCACUACAAGCCUUUUGCUGCUAAAACCGCAGCACACUUCGCGGACGUGCGCGUGUCGGAGAUCCUGACGGCUAGUGUAACAUCUACCAGCUUUCCUCUUCGCAAUGGCCGCCACGAACAAGAUCCUGAUUCAGGAGUUCUACAUCUUAUUCCAAGCUGCGCAGUCUGACUUGCUCGCACGCCUGGCAAUCCUGAAGGCUAAGGGAGCUCCAUCACAAGACGCAGUAAAUGCCUUGGCUCUGGAGAUCGCGAAACUGCGCAAGGAUUUGAGCGACGCCACAGUAUAUUUGCCCUCGUAUGACCAACGGCAGUACGAGCAGAGUCUGAAAUCACUAGAGCAAUCUCUGGAUGACCUGCGGUCCGUCUCCGCAGGCAAGCCCAAGUUUUCUUUCAAGCGAAAGGUCCCAAAACCUGCUGUAUCUUCCAGUGUUUCUGUUGCGGCCAACACUACCGAUUUACUUGCGCCGCAGCCGUCGAAACAAUCGAAUUCCGUUGUUCUCGCAGCCUGUUCUCGUCAGCACCUCACAUGGUCGUCAGUCCCCUCUGUGGCGGCACUAGCAACGGACCUCAGCAUCUCGGACUUAGACCAUUGUAUCGUCGACCUGCUCCAGAAUUCCGCGUCUGUUUCCAUCCCGACCAUCACGGCAGUUCACAUGAGAAACGUGAAAAAUUCGAUUCUCAUCCUGCCGCCUGUGCAAGGCAGUGCGAUGGUUCACGACAUAAGCAACUGUAUCUUGGCAUUAGGCUGCCACCAGUUCCGCAUGCAUACAUCAACGCAGGUUGACGUUUAUCUACUCAUUGAGUCAAAUCCUAUCAUCGAACAUUGUACGAAGCUUCGCUUUGCUCCGUAUCCGACCUCCCUGGUUGGAGAGGAUCGGCUGGCGACUCCUGAAAAAAUUCCUGCUGUGCAAGAUUUUUCCCACAUCAGGGCGACGCCCUCUCCCAACUGGUCCCCCCUCACUAGCGAGGAACGCUUGCGGCCGGAAGACUGGAUCGACCUCACUGCGCCUGAGACGGAAAGCGUGGAUCAGAUACUUCUGCAGCGAUUCUUUGUUCGGCCGCCACCGUAACUCCUUGUCUUACGGCUUCUGUUGGAUUUAUUCUGCAUGUAUCGCAACUAGACUAACAGACAAGAAAACCGACGCUGCUGUCGCUUUGUGC